Cylicocyclus nassatus is the source of this 268-nucleotide messenger RNA. Lineage: Eukaryota; Metazoa; Nematoda; Chromadorea; Rhabditida; Strongylidae. The record is from the annotation of a GenBank genome assembly.
AGGCGCACGUUGUAAAAUGAAACUUUUCGUGCUCGUUAUCCUUGUUGCACUUUGUGUGGGAGUUUAUCCAAGAAGGAUAUGUAAAAUGGUUCACAAAAGAUACAAAUGUCAGGAUGGAGAAUGUGUGAUGGUUAGACUCUGCUGGCCGAGGCCAAAUCAUUACAUAACAUACGACUUAUGCAUGUCUAAAUGCGAGGCGACAACCGCCAGUACCAAUACUACUGAAACAUAACUAACCUUUGAGAAUAAAAGCAAGAAGAGUUUUCAA